AUUUCACAGAAAGUGCUUUUUCAGGAAAAUCAAAUCUUGUGAAAGUUACUUUUCUGAGUCAUUGAUAGUCAUUUUUUGUGCUGAAUCAUUGUUGCACACAUUUACACUUGAUGGCCACAUGGACUCCCCUCGACACGAAAUUGAAUCAAAAUUACCAAAUAUCCAGAAGAGCAACGGGAGAAGCUGAGGGAGGCAGUGAACACCAUUUACCAGUCGUACUUAACUUAAGCGAUCUUAUCCUUCGUUUGAAGAAUUUCCGCAGGAGCAAACAGCAACGAUUGCCCUUAAUAGAGGCGGAAGUUAGCAAGCUUUGUAGUCUGGCGCGAGAUUUAUUUUUGGACGACCCUAUGUUGCUGGACGUAUCAGCUCCUAUUCGUGUCGUGGGUGACAUUCAUGGCCAGUACCAUGACCUAUUAAAAAUUUUAGAUCAUUGCGGUUACCCUCCGCAGACUAGUUACCUGUUUCUUGGAGAUUAUGUGGAUCGAGGCAAGAAUUCUGUAGAGACAAUCACACUCCUACUGGCACUUCGCGUCAAGUUCCCUAAACAUGUAUUUUUGUUGCGGGGCAAUCAUGAAUCGCAAUCUGUGAACCGAGUGUACGGGUUCUUCGAUGAAUGCAAACGUCGCUAUACUGUUAAACUAUGGAAAACCUUUGUCGACUGCUAUAACUGUAUGCCUGUGGCAGCAACUAUUUCACACCGAAUCUUCUGUUGCCAUGGUGGGCUAAGUCCGCAACUUAAGGAUCUAAGUGAUAUAAGCUCGAUCGUCCGACCAGCCGAAGUCCCUGAGACGGGUCUACUCUGCGAUCUUUUGUGGAGUGACCCGGACAGGUAUGGCUUCGGCUGGACGCCGAGCGAUCGGGGUGUUAGUUACCUUUACGGACGUGAUGUUCUAGAAAAGUUUCUUCAGAAGCACGACUUUGAUUUAGUAUGCCGAGCCCACCAGGUUGUUGAAGAUGGGUACGAAUUCUUUGCAAAGCGUCAGUUAGUGACUGUUUUUUCCGCUCCUAAUUACUGCGGUAUGUAUGAUAAUGCUGGUGCGUCUAUGGGAGUUGAUAAAGACCUAGUUAUUACAUUUGACGUACAGAGGCCAGAUAAUCGUAAAGUACACCUAAGAAAGGUGAGCGUAUCUCCAAUAAAUUAAUUAAGCAGGCUCUGUUUGGAGUGUCAACAUACUUUGACUGGGUAUUAUUUCAAUUUCAAAUGUGUGUAGCCGAAAGCUAUUAUUCUUCUUAAGUAACAAAAUUUAGUUUUUGGUCACUUAAUUGGCACAAAAAUCCCGCAAAAUGUCGCAGCAAAUGACGACCGUAACAGAUGUUAAUAAUAUUGACCAACUCAUCCUACGAAUUAUCGAUACACGACGUCUGAAGCAGCUCAAUCUGACAGAGACAGACAUCCGGCUGCUUUGUAACCGUUCGAGGGAAGUUUUCAUGUCCCAGCCAAUGCUUCUUGAACUCUCGGCGCCCGUCAAGAUUUGCGGCGAUAUACACGGGCAAUUCACGGAUCUUCUGCGCCUUUUUGACUAUGGAGGAUAUCCGCCUGCCUCCAAUUACUUGUUCCUUGGCGAUUACGUGGACCGAGGCAAGCAAUCUAUCGAGACAAUGUGCCUUUUACUUGCUUAUAAGAUAAAGUAUCCGGAAAAUUUUUUUUUACUACGCGGAAACCAUGAAUCUGCCGGAAUUAACCGUAUAUAUGGAUUUUACGAUGAAUGUAAACGUCGGUAUACAAUCAAGCUUUGGCGUACAUUUGUCGACUGCUACAGCUGUAUGCCUGUUUCGGCCAUUGUAGAUGAAAAAAUUUUUUGCUGCCAUGGUGGACUUAGUCCUGAUCUUCUGAAUAUGAACCAAAUUGGACAACUGGCAAGACCUUGUGAUGUUCCUGAUAAAGGACUACUUUGCGACCUUUUAUGGUCGGACCCAGAUCCAAAGAUUAUGGGCUGGAGCGAUAAUGAUCGAGGUGUGAGCGUGACUUUUGGUGCAGAUAUUGUGGGAAAGUUCGUGCAUCGCCACAAGUUCGACCUCAUUUGUCGCGCUCAUCAGGUGGUUGAAGACGGAUAUGAAUUCUUUGCGAAGCGUCAGCUGAUAACUAUAUUUUCAGCACCGAAUUACUGUGGUGAAUUUGACAACGCGGGCGCUAUGAUGUCUGUGGAUGAGACUCUUAUGUGCUCUUUUUACGUUCUUAAGCCAUCUAAGAAGCCUGGCUUACGUAAAAUUCACUCUAAGAGCUGAUGUGGGAUCAAACGAAUUUACUAUUGGAAACGAUCUACGAUUUCAGUAACGAUAAUAUUUGGACUGAGCUUAUUUUUUGUGCUCCUCUUUGUUUAGAUGUAAAGGUGUUUGUAUGAGCUGCGUGACAUAAAAAUUAGACGUUUUUUCUUAUUGGCGAAAUUUUUGAAAA
Molecule: messenger RNA, 2395 nt
Organism: Drosophila ananassae
Lineage: Eukaryota; Metazoa; Arthropoda; Insecta; Diptera; Drosophilidae
Gene: PpD6
Product: serine/threonine-protein phosphatase alpha-3 isoform
Exons: 2
Coding region: 111-1142 (343 amino acids)
Cellular component (GO): cytoplasm; nucleus
Molecular function (GO): protein serine/threonine phosphatase activity
Source: RefSeq, a predicted model, not a curated record